AUGGCAUCUCCCAAGCAGGUCUUCAUCGCCAUCAUCGGCGCCGGUGGAGUGGGAAAGUGCUUCCUCUCCCAGCUCGAGACCUUGGCCGCCCGCCGACCCUCCCCGAAGCUGAACCUGGUGUACAUCUCCUCUAGCAAGAAGGCCGUCUACGACGCCAGCUACGCCGCCAUCCCCAUCGCCGGCGCCGUCGAGAAGCUGUCCGCGGCCUCGCAGGCCCCGCCGGCCCUGCCCCAGCUCGCCGAGUACCUCGCCGCCGCCCCCGCCAAGGUCGUCCUGGUGGACAACACCAGCUCCCAGGACGUGGCCGACGCCUACCCCGUCUUCCUGGGCCGCGGCAUCAGCGUCGUGACGCCCAACAAGAAGGCCUUCUCGGGCUCCUACAAGCUGUGGCAAGACAUCUUCUCCGCGGCGUCGACGUCCGGCGCCAAGGUCUACCACGAGUCGUCCGUCGGCGCGGGCCUGCCCGUCAUCUCCACGCUCAAGGACCUCGUCGAGACGGGCGACCGCGUGACCAAGAUCGAGGGCGUCUUCAGCGGCACCAUGUCCUUCCUCUUCAACUCAUUCGCGCCCGUCUCCGGUUCCGGGGGCAAGUGGUCAGCCGAGGUGGCCAAGGCCAAGGAGCUGGGCUACACGGAGCCCGACCCGAGAGACGACCUGAACGGCCUGGACGUCGCUCGCAAGCUCACCAUCCUGGCUAGGUUGGCCGGUCUGCCUGUGGAGUCCCCGACUUCGUUCCCCGUCCAGAGCCUGAUCCCCAAGGAGCUCGAGUCCUGCUCCAGCGGCGACGAGUUCUUGCAGAAGCUCCCCGAGUUUGACAGCCAGAUGGAGGAGACCAAGGCCGCGGCGGAGAAGCAGGGCAAGGUUGUGCGCUUUGUCGGCAGCAUCGACGUUGGUUCCAAGCAGGUCAAGGUCGGCCUGGAGCAGUUCGAUGCGUCUCACCCCAUCGCGGCUCUCAAGGGCAGCGACAACAUCAUCAGCUUCUACACGGAGCGUUACGGAAGCAACCCGCUCAUCAUCCAGGGCGCCGGUGCCGGCGGCGAUGUGACGGCUAUGGGUGUGACUGGUGACUUGAUCAAGAUCCUGGGUCAGAUUGCGUAA
This is a messenger RNA of Colletotrichum karsti, 1098 nucleotides long. RefSeq names its product homoserine dehydrogenase. The transcript is spliced from 2 exons. Bases 1 to 1098 code for a protein of 365 amino acids. Lineage: Eukaryota; Fungi; Ascomycota; Sordariomycetes; Glomerellales; Glomerellaceae. The record is from RefSeq and is a predicted model, not a curated record. Gene Ontology annotation, biological process: aspartate family amino acid biosynthetic process; L-homoserine biosynthetic process. Gene Ontology annotation, molecular function: homoserine dehydrogenase activity; NADP binding; aspartate kinase activity.